Botrytis porri is the source of this 450-nucleotide messenger RNA. RefSeq lists its product as uncharacterized. Bases 1 to 450 code for a protein of 149 amino acids. NCBI's taxonomy places the organism in Eukaryota, Fungi, Ascomycota, Leotiomycetes, Helotiales, Sclerotiniaceae. The record is from RefSeq and is a predicted model, not a curated record. The transcript has a single exon.
AUGUCGACGUAUUACCACGGCGCCCUCAAGGUGGAAUGCUUCAUCAAUCCCCAGUCACAAGCUCGCUGGCAUCUUGCAUCCCCUGCCUCUGGACUUCACCUUGAAUCUACACGGGACGACUCUCCUUUACCACCGCCGUCCUCUGAAUCUUCCUGGCUCACUGUCAAUAAGAGGGGCAGAGGAUAUCUUAUGUGCCUUGCUUCUGGAAAACAAAUCAGAUUGAAGCGCAGAAACUUUUGUUUCUCAACUCAUCAGAGAUUAUCCUUCAAGUAUACUGCUUCUGAAAAAUAUCUUGAGGGUCGGGAACUUUCGGGAGAAUAUAUAUGGAAAUAUCAGAAAACGACAAUGCAAUACUUUUUAACGAAAAAAGGCGAGUUGCGGGUGUACGCUAUGAUGGCUUUUGAUCCGAAUUGUUUUCAACGGGGUUUCUGGCAAAUUUCACAUGUAUGA